Messenger RNA from Papaver somniferum (opium poppy), 1141 nucleotides. RefSeq names its product protein SAR DEFICIENT 4-like. NCBI's taxonomy places the organism in Eukaryota, Viridiplantae, Streptophyta, Magnoliopsida, Ranunculales, Papaveraceae. The record is from RefSeq and is a predicted model, not a curated record. Gene Ontology annotation, cellular component: cytoplasm. The coding region runs from base 14 to 1018 and encodes 334 amino acids. The transcript has 2 exons.
AAAACCCUCUCUAAUGGCGGCCAUGAAUUUGAAUUUACCAAUCAUCACACCAGUUUACAUUGAUGGUUCAAAAUUAAGAUCAUUAAUUUCAUACCCAUCUCUUCUAAAACAUCUCCAAACAACUCUUCCUGCGAUUUCAACAAAAAUGGAAUCACCAAUUCGACAUAAUCAUUCAGUGAAUCAAUCAUCAUCGUUGUUGUUGAUGCCAUCAUGGUCACAAUCAGAUUCAUUUCAAUAUAUUGGUGUCAAAAUCGUCACAACAUUUCCUGAAAAUUCAUCAAGGAAUUUGCCUGGUGUUCAUGCUAGUUAUCUCCUCUUUGAUUCAUUAACAGGUAAACCUCUGUCAAUAAUGGAUGGUUCUGAAUUGACUCAUUGGAGGACUUCUUGUGUAUCUGCUUUAGCUUCAAAGUAUUUAUCAAGAAAUGAUGUUGAGGUGUUAGUGAUGAUUGGUGCUGGUUCAUUAGCUGAGUAUUUGAUUAAGGCACAUCUUUGUGUUAGGCCAAGUUUGAAGAGAGUGAUUAUCUGGAAUCGAAAUGGUGAAAAGGCGGUUAAUUUGGUUAAGAAAUUGCAGGAGGAAGGGAUUUCUAAUGUGGGUUUUGAAUAUGGAGAGUGUGUGGAGGAGAUUGUUAAGGUUGGUGAUGUUAUAAGUUGUGCGACGAGUUCAGGGAAACCGAUUGUGAAAGGUGUGGAGUUGAAAGAAGGUGUUCAUUUGGAUUUGGUUGGUUCUUUUACUCCAUUGAUGAGGGAAUGUGAUGAUGAAGCUAUUAAGAGAGGGAAAGUUUUUGUUGAUAAUGAAGCGGCUUUGGUUGAAGCUGGGGAAUUGGUUGGUGCUUUUAGCAGAGGAGUGAUUGCGAAAGAAGAGAUUUGUGGGAGUUUGGUUGAUUUGGUUACCGGGAAGAAGAAUGGGAGGAAUGGAGAUAAGGAGAUUACUGUGUUCAAGUCUGUUGGUUCUGCUGUUGUUGAUAUUGUAAGUGCUCAGUUUGUUUAUGAAACUUACUUGGAGAAGAACAAUAUCUGAAGAAUGAUCUCUUUAAGCUGUUCUUUGCAAUCAUGGCAGAAUCUGUACUGUCAUAUCACUGCUGCCUUCUAAAGUAAUAAAAAUCUUUGUGUUUUUGGAUAUUUAACAAUCGAAUUUGCUUCA